Carya illinoinensis is the source of this 581-nucleotide messenger RNA. Its product is annotated as nuclear transcription factor Y subunit B-5-like. The coding region runs from base 112 to 495 and encodes 127 amino acids. Gene Ontology annotation, cellular component: CCAAT-binding factor complex; nucleus. The record is from RefSeq and is a predicted model, not a curated record. Gene Ontology annotation, molecular function: DNA-binding transcription activator activity, RNA polymerase II-specific; RNA polymerase II cis-regulatory region sequence-specific DNA binding; protein heterodimerization activity. The transcript has a single exon. Gene Ontology annotation, biological process: regulation of transcription by RNA polymerase II. Lineage: Eukaryota; Viridiplantae; Streptophyta; Magnoliopsida; Fagales; Juglandaceae.
ACCGACAUGUAGCUCCGGCACUGUCUAUAACUAUAUAAAGAGGGCUUGUGAUCCAAAAGGACCAGUAGUAGUACUGUAUGCUCGUUGGUCAGGAACAAGCAGUUUGCUGGAAUGGACGAUAAUAUUGGUGCUCGUUCUUCAAAUGAAGAUAAUUACAUGAUCAAGGAGCAAGAGCAAUUGCUGCCGAUAGCCAACGUUGGACGGAUCAUGAAGCAAAUUCUGCCACCCAACGCAAAAAUCUCCAAGGAGGCCAAGGAGACAAUGCAAGAAUGUGUGUCGGAAUUCAUUAGCUUUGUCACCAGCGAGGCAUCCGAGAAGUGCAGGAAGGAAAGGCGCAAGACCGUGAACGGUGACGACGUCUGCUGGGCGCUGGAAACGCUAGGUUUUGAUGACUACGCGGGGCCAGUAAGAAGGUAUUUGCAUAGAUAUAGGGAGCAAGAAGUAGAUAGAGCCAAUCAAGAAAAUGGUAGGAACAUACUGAAAGAUCUAGAAUGACUAUGCAUGAACCUGCAUUUUAAAGUAGAAUUAAGCACAAAAAAUAAGAAAACAGGUUGUACGUAGCUGAUGAUCAUGAUCUGAGU